This is a messenger RNA of Paraglomus brasilianum, 561 nucleotides long. Lineage: Eukaryota; Fungi; Glomeromycota; Glomeromycetes; Paraglomerales; Paraglomeraceae. The record is from the annotation of a GenBank genome assembly.
UGUUUUAACAUACCACAGAUCCAAAUUUCAAAAAGUCGUCGCGAAAAAACCUACGUUAUGUAUUCAAACGAGAAUGAGCAUGUUGGAAAUAAAUUAUUGGAAGAUCAGAGCAAAUCAGUGCUGGACACCAAUAACCCUGCUGAUGCAAAAACCACACGUAUUACUCGAUCUAUGAACCGACUUCUAUAUGCUGCAGAAGAGAGCUCUCCAAAACGGUUGGCAAAGAAUGACCUCAUAUCUGGAACACCCGAUGAGAAUAAUUCAGACAAAUCCUAUCACCUCAGUUCGUAUGAAUCACCUGACAGCACUUUUAUUCAAACAAAAAGGGGGAAAAUCAAUUACACUUAUGAUUGGUUUAUGGGACAAGGCGUUAAGAAAUCUGUAUUAAGUGAGGAUGCAAAAAAGGACAACUUUGACCUUGAUGCUCAAAAUGUCUCAAGUGGAGUAUCUUCAAUGAUUGAACCCGAAUCAUUAAGCAUUAUUUUUGGGGCUAUCAAAAACGAAUUUGCUCCCUAUUAUUUGUCAGCUUAUGAUGCUCUACAGUGUCAUAAAGUGGCAAAG